AUGUCGCAACGAUCAAACAGACCGCACGCGCAGGACUACAUUGCGAGAAUUCGCUACAAUAACAGCCUUCCGCCGCCGCCAUGCCCACCGAAAAUGCUCAACAUCCCCAAUUCCUCCUUGGCAAUGUACUGCGACCCGAGCUUUACCUCCAAGCUUGCCAGAGCUGAAGGCGUGAACGUGGAGAUCGACUCUGAGCUGGGAAUGCCGUUGGAUCUAGUCCACGUACCGAAGAUUUUCGAUGGGGAUCACAGUGCAAUUCUCGCACUCGAUCCCGUCCCUCCGAUCGAUCCGAAAGACCGCUUACUAAUGCGUCCUGCUACUGCUUUGGGCAAAACGAAUGCUCGCGCGACUGGCUCUGCUGGAAACGUCUCUUUCCUGCGCCGCACGGAGUAUAUUUCUGCCGAACAAUCCAGAUCGACCUUUAAAUCUGGGGGAAACACGGAACGUUUACUGGCUGCGUCUCGCGCUAAGCGCGCUUCUCGCCCCGAAGACAACGACCCUGUUCGUAUCCUAGAGGCCGUCCUCAAAGGUUUCGAUGUGGCAAACCCGGAGACAGCGGGACAGGGACACAACGGCUUGGAUGCUCUCGCGGUGAGGGACGUUGCCGCAGCAAAUGCGGAGAGAAAUUGGAAAGAACUUAAACAUCCUAGCAAACUCAACCUUCGCGCUGUGGAGACGUACCCACUUCUUCCGGACUUUCAGGCCACUAGCGAUAACGGCGGUUACAUGGUAUUCAAGUUUAUGGGUAGUCCGGUGGUACCGGGUGAAAAACGUGAUACUAGAUUGGACGUGGGCCUUUUGAAGCCAAAAGAUAAACCCCUCGAUGAUGAUGGUAAUCCCGUUGGCCAGGAUGUAUUCGAUUACUACAUACCAGCUUCAGAAUCUAUCGCCAACAAAGUCAAGGCUAAAUUCGCUGCCUAUGCCGAGGAUGAAGACGAAGAGGAUGGCAGGGAAGAUAGCGAGGAGUUCAGAUAUGAUUUCGUCCGAGAGUACGAAACUAAAGCUCAUAAGCGCUACCCUCCGGAUGUCCUUGAGGAAGCGGCAUUAUUGAUAAAUAAGGGUGACGAUGAAAAGCCCAAAGGCGCCCACUUCUACCCCGUUCUUACCCGCUAUACAAUUCGCCCCCGUAGAAAGAACAAAUACCCUCCUGGGAUGCCGUUUCGGCAUGAUGAGGAGAGUGAGGAUGAUGGAGAGAAGCCGCCAGAGGUUAUGAACCUUAAGGUCAGGGCGCUCAACGAAGUCGAGAGACAGCGUCACGAAGAUGUAAAGCAUCGCUGGGACAACAAGCCGGAAGGGGGAGGGGAGGAGUGAUUCCAUUUACUCUAGUUGUAGGCUCUGAAGCAGUAAAGGCCAUAAGUCUUGAACGAACCCUAGUGGUUUAGGGGUGAUGAGCGUUUUAUCUCUUGCUGACAACCUUUUUUUCUUCUCCUUUUCCAUCUUUCCUUUUCUCUUUGCUUUAACUUUAUGGUUUCUAGAUGUUAGUGUUCUCUUUGCCUUUUAUGAUGGCAUUGUACGAUAGUUAUGGCAUUAUUAUCAUGGAAAUUUC
This is a messenger RNA of Tuber melanosporum (Perigord truffle), 1546 nucleotides long. RefSeq lists its product as uncharacterized. Gene Ontology annotation, molecular function: RNA polymerase II complex binding; chromatin binding. Gene Ontology annotation, cellular component: Cdc73/Paf1 complex. The coding region runs from base 1 to 1311 and encodes 436 amino acids. Gene Ontology annotation, biological process: transcription elongation by RNA polymerase II. The record is from RefSeq and is a predicted model, not a curated record. Lineage: Eukaryota; Fungi; Ascomycota; Pezizomycetes; Pezizales; Tuberaceae. The transcript has 2 exons.